AAGAGGAGGGCGUCCCCAUCCUUUCCGUCCCGGCUCGCUCCCGGCUCUCGGGCACGCUGCGGGGAGCACCCGCCCCACCCGUAGCCCCGGCCUGGCCCGCACCGCCUCCGCCGCUGCCCUCUCGCCCCUUCCAGCUCCGCCUCCUCCCCGCGGCCCGAGCCGCCGCUGCCCCCGCCCCUUUAAGGCAGCCGGGGCCGCCUUCCCGCGGCGGCUGCGAGGUCCGGGGGAAGAUGGCGGCGGCCGCUGGCUGGGCAGUGUUGGGCCUAGCGCUGUGGCUGUGCGCGGCAGCCGGCGAGCAGGAGGGGAAGCGGCGGGCAGGGCCGGCCAAGAAGAAGGACAUUCGGGACUACAACGAUGCGGACAUGGCUCGGCUGCUGGAGCAGUGGGAGAAAGAUGAUGACAUUGAAGAGGGAGAUCUUCCUGAACACAAGAGGCCUCCAGCACCAAUAGAUUUCUCAAAAAUUGAUCCGGGCAAGCCUGAAAGUAUCCUGAAGCUGACGAAGAAGGGGAAGACUUUGAUGAUGUUUGUCACAGUGUCAGGAAAUCCUACAGAAAAGGAGACAGAAGAAAUCACUAGCUUGUGGCAGGGCAGCCUCUUCAAUGCAAACUAUGACGUGCAAAGGUUUAUUGUUGGCUCAAACCGAGCCAUCUUUAUGCUGCGUGAUGGUGGUUACGCCUGGGAGAUCAAAGACUUCCUGAUAAAUCAAGAAAGGUGUGCGGAUGUUACUCUGGAAGGUCAGGUUUAUCCUGGAAAAGGAGGAGAAGAAAAUGAGAAAAUGAAAAACAAAACCAAACCUGAAAAAGCAAAGAAGAAAAAAGACGCAGACAAGAAAUCUAACAGCAUCAAAGAGGACAACCGAGCAACCAAACAGAGGGAGGAUCUAUGAUGGAUGUGUUAACAAGACUGAAUACUGUUCCUUGAAGGGAAGCUAAAUUUCCAUGCGAUUCCUGGGUUUAUUGAGGGGGAAGGAAGGAAGCAGAGGUUACUGAGGUUAAAAGACUUUUAUGUUGAAAUUCACCAGUUUACUUAUUAAUGUUGGCCAUUUGUUUAGUUACAGGAAAGGUAAUGUUUAAUACUUUAGUUUGUAAUUUUGUAUGCUUUUGUGUUAAAAUUAACAUACAAAUCUGUGUGUCUAACAUUGCAGACUUAAGUGGAAAAGAAGAAACACAUUCUCAGAAUACACUGAUACUCAUCUUUAGUAUCCACAUACAUCUUGGCUGUGUGAGUUAGUCAUUGAUUUGUAACUGCCGAUGGAUAGCAGAAUGCAAUGCUAAAAGAUUCUCUUGGAAGUCAGUUUGCUAGUCAGUUGGAAAACUGCAUAAAAUUGCAAAGAAUAGUGGUACAUUGGCCAAAGAUGCCUGAAACUGCAGGGUUUAGGACGUAUCUGGUUAGACUGCCUGUUUCUUUAAAAUAAACAAAACCUGCUCUGUUCGUCCCAAGAAAUCCGUGGAAGUUCUUAGAAGCAGGAUAGAAGCUAGGCAGAGAACUCAGCUAAUUCACUCCAAAUCAGCGCAGAAAGGAGAUUCUUCAAAGUGAUGCUGGGCUGUUAAUGGAAUUACAGCACCUGCAUGAGCCGUGUCAGGGCAAAGGGAAAGUUGGAUUCAUAGCAUUCAGGUUGCUGCUGCUGCUGCCAAAGAACUGUGCCUCUGGAAGCGGAUGUUAUGUAUGCCCUAUUAUCUAGACAGUGAGCUAGAAGAAAUAGCUUUACCUCUGAAAUUAAUUUGUUUUAUUGGUUUAAGGGUUUGCUUAAAUCUUUGAAAAGGCACUAGUUGCAGUGCAGAGCUCAACUUUGAGUUAGACAUAUCCCUUCCUUGUGUUUAAUAACCAGAUUAUUAUUUUUUGUUUGGGUACAGAUUGCUGACUGACAUGGUUGAUUGUGGGGGAAAAAAAAAGCAUUGAUUUAAAUGCUCCGAAGUUUGAUGUAUGGGAGCAAAUACAAUUUCUCCUUGACAUACUUUGUAUACUUGGGAAUGUUUUUAUUAUUAUUCAGAUUGUAUUCUGUCAAAUUCAUUACUUAGAAUUGUUUCCCUUCUGCCUUACUACCUAUUAGGGACUAAAUGCACCUUGUAUGUAUGGUCCACAUAAUUUUCCAGAGGAUGAGCACAGUAUUAACUGUCUUCAUUCAAUACUACUAAGAUGUUACUUUGACUCUUUAUUUAAGGUGCUAAAAUCCAAAUGUUUUGGAUAAAAGGUCCUAAUUGAACCAUAAUGGUUAAUCUUGUGGAAUACUUCGGUAUCAAAAGUGGGAAACUGACCUAUUGAGUGCUUGUCCUAAAAUAAAAGAUGUGACUAAACUUACUGUUUCACUGAGUAGUAAAACCUUUUAAAUAAUUAAUGCAUUUAGUUAGGUAUUCAGGAGAGACACUAAUCCAUCUUUGGUUUCUGUACAUAAGAACUAAAUGAUGUUGAUGAAGGUUCCAGGUGAUCGGGUUUAUUUAAUUUUAAUUAUAUUUGUAUGAAUUUAGGAUUAAAGAAACCUUUCUGGCCACACUUGAUUAAACAGGUCUGUGCCUAUUUGAGUGGAAAAUGAAAUAAUGUGUUUCUUCAGAAUUAACUGUAUUACUUUUAUAUUCUACUAUUAAUCCAAAUGUGUAGCAGAGUUGAGAAGAGUCUCUGUAGGUGUUUGGAUAUCACAUUGCAGCAAGGUGUGCAGUCCAUUUCUUGUUCAUUACUCAUUUAUCACUUUGUCAAGUGUUCUGGGUUUGCACCUCCCUUUUUUUAAGGAAUAUUGCUUCUCAUCUUAAGAGACGAACAGAGGUCAGAUGAACCAAUAAAUACAAAAUAUUAAUGCGUGUUUUUCUUUUUUCAACUUAAAUCUAUGGUAUAGAGAUGACAAUUUAGAUUAUGAGCAGAAAUAUGUGGAAAUGCAGUUCCUGUAGUUUUCCUAAUCUUAGGAAACAUAAACCUGAUUUUUUUUGAUCAAAGCGAGUUCUUCUUGAGCUAAACAAUGAAGCAAUUUAAACCUACAUACAAAGGCAACUCAGCCAACGAGGAGAAAAAAAUUACACUAUCUAGUUAUGGCCCAGCUUUUGAGAAUAGAUACUUGUUUUAGUUGUUCAUAAAUCCACAUUUACAGCAGAUUGGAGCCCUUUCCCUUCAUAGUUAAAAGGAAGGGGGUAAUUUUGAAAUUCAGCCAGCUACUUGACUGGGUUUUUUGUUUGGUGGUUUUGAAUUGUUAAGUUGCCUGUGCCAAAUGUAGGCACGUUUUGUGCCAUUUAGCUCACUUUAAAUUUUAAACUGUGUUUUGGUUUUUUAGGUUUUCUUUAUUUUUUUUUUUUUUUUUUAAUGGGAGUAAUGACUUGAGAGUGCUUUUGGAUAUAAAACACAAAAUACUGCCUUCAAGUAGCCUUUUCUUUUUGUCUUCCAUUUUUCUCCCUUUUUCAUGCUUUACACUCAACAAACAGCUAAAUAUGUUAGCAAGUAUAAUGUGGCAACCUGGCAGGAACUUCUUCACCCAGCCAGACUUUCUUUGCUAUCGCAGUUCAUAACUACUCCAAAACCACUUAUGUUCCCUUUUGGAACUGGAAACCUUUGAGCCCCUAGGACUUGUCCCGUUACAGUGUUACAUUAGCAGAUGUUACCUGGUAAUGUUUUAAGAGACCUGAACAUAAUAUCACUUUUAUAUGUGUACAUGUAAAAAUAAAUACCUUCAUAAAGUCACUUCAGGUCAUUAACGUUCUGUAAGUGCCACAGCAGAUGUUGGAUUCUGCGUUUGAGUCUCAUCAGCCUUCCAGUAACAGAUUUUUGGCUCUACAUACAGGCAGUUCAGAUACUGCCUUUAAAGCUAAUUUCACCAAGGAGGGUGGUGAUUAUAGCUUUUCUAUUUCCUUAUUUUUUCAGUAUUAAGCAGAGGUAUGUGGAAAAUAAUCUGCUUUCAUGACAGCUAAAUGCCUGCUGCCUUUCUCCACUCAGCUUGGUGGUUUCUCUGUUCUAGUGCCAUAACUAAGUUUUCUAAGUUACUGUUCUGUUUUUAACCCAGCUGUCCUCAGAAAAAACAGUUUGGCAAUGGUACUACACAAGAUGUGGUUGCACUUUGUGAAAAAUUUCCAAUGGACAAUCAACUUUUUUUAUGUAAUAAAAUACCGGAACAAA
This is a messenger RNA of Strigops habroptila (Kakapo), 4093 nucleotides long. RefSeq names its product mesoderm development LRP chaperone (gene MESD). Lineage: Eukaryota; Metazoa; Chordata; Aves; Psittaciformes; Psittacidae. Gene Ontology annotation, biological process: protein folding. The record is from RefSeq and is a predicted model, not a curated record. Gene Ontology annotation, molecular function: low-density lipoprotein particle receptor binding. The transcript has 3 exons. Bases 231 to 887 code for a protein of 218 amino acids.